This is a messenger RNA of Glycine soja, 1251 nucleotides long. RefSeq lists its product as uncharacterized. The record is from RefSeq and is a predicted model, not a curated record. The coding region runs from base 180 to 920 and encodes 246 amino acids. Lineage: Eukaryota; Viridiplantae; Streptophyta; Magnoliopsida; Fabales; Fabaceae. The transcript is spliced from 2 exons.
GUUGUUCUUGAGUGUCAUGAUAUCCCACACCAAUUUGUUCUCUUGCAUAUGGGAAACAUUAUAAGCAUCAGUCUUCUGAGUAAUGCUUGGAUAGAUGAGGAUGUUAAGCUAGGAAGUCAUGUUCCCUUGCCUUUUCGGGAAGACUGCAGGAGGAAAAGGGAAACAACCACGUGUGGACUAUGUCAUACAAAGUAGGCAUUACAGAUUGUGAAAUGCAACUAUGGAGACGUAUGGAGAAUGGUGACAUCAAGGCUUUGCUCUUGUUACUCCACAGCGAAUCAACCUGCUAUAAACUCGAUCCAAAUAAUCAUGUUUCGGUCCUUGAUUUUCGUUUGGACGUAACCACUGUAGAUGGAAAAGAUGAUCUGUUGUUUGUCGACAGCAAAGCAACUUACCGUAACAACAAAUUAUGCUUCCAACUAACUAAGUCCAUUUAUGGAGACGGCAGCGUCACGCAAACCAGUGUUUUCUUGUAUGGGAUGGGACACAAAGCUGGCCUUGUUGUUCUCCAAAGGCACUAUAAUGGUAGCGCUCAGGAUGAAAAUCCUUGCGCCGUAACUCUGACGCACUAUCAUGCUACUAGUCCCGGAAUCAAUGAUUACUCUAAAUCUAAAGCAGAUUUUGGGCUCUCUGUGAUAGCAAGGAUUGUACCAUCGAAAGGGAAUGUGGUUAUAGAUGUGGAGGGCCCCAAGCAACACCCUUCUUCUGCCUUGUUUUACUUGUUUGAUCAAGUCAGAAGCACUGGGGUUUGGAAUCCUAGCAUGUGCCCUCAUUGUGCUGCUCAAGAUCCCAGACCGCGUAGUAGAGAUAGUGUUGUUCCCGUGGCACGCCCUCAUGCAAGAUUGUUCGCCAAUGAGGGAAGGUUCGCGGGGACCGGUAAUGGUGGUAAGAUUAGAUGUCGUAAUUUUAAUGUUUAUUAAGGAAACAUCCGAGGCCUUUAGCUGAGGCUGAAUUGCCAAUAAGAAGUUUAUAAUUAAGAUAGCAGCAUAUAUAUGUACUGCAUGCAUGCAGUGACAGUCUUUGAGGAAGAAAAUCAAUUUAGGUGCUAUGACAUGAGCAACCCCAGAUGUCCAACUUGUGUUUGUAUCUUAAUUAUUAUUAGUGUGUUUUGGAUUUUCUUUCCAACACUUCAAACAUCCGUUCAUUUCAAUCCAUACAGAAAGAAGUUUUUCCGUUUGGAUCAUUGGAAUGUGUGUGGAUAAGCUUUUCCAUUUAUGUACAUUGGAACAAGUACAAACAGUUUUUCAAACA